Neopelma chrysocephalum (saffron-crested tyrant-manakin) is the source of this 1779-nucleotide messenger RNA. It is a transcript of the gene LMX1B, whose product is annotated as LIM homeobox transcription factor 1 beta. Lineage: Eukaryota; Metazoa; Chordata; Aves; Passeriformes; Pipridae. Gene Ontology annotation, molecular function: RNA polymerase II transcription regulatory region sequence-specific DNA binding; DNA-binding transcription factor activity, RNA polymerase II-specific. The transcript is spliced from 8 exons. The coding region runs from base 92 to 1294 and encodes 400 amino acids. Gene Ontology annotation, biological process: regulation of transcription by RNA polymerase II; neuron differentiation. Gene Ontology annotation, cellular component: nucleus. The record is from RefSeq and is a predicted model, not a curated record.
CCCGCGCCCGGCCCGACGCGGGGCUGAGCCGGCCCCGCCGCCCGGCAGCGCCUCGCCCCGCCGCCCAGAGCGCCGGGCCGCGCCGCCGCCCAUGGACAUCGCGACGGGUCCCGAGUCCUUGGAGAGGUGUUUCCCGCGGGGCCCGCCGGACUGCGCCAAGAUGCUGGACGGUAUUAAAAUGGAAGACCACCCCCUGCGUUCGGGGCCGGCCACGCUGGGAGUGCUGCUGGGGUCGGAGUGCCAGCACCAGGCCGUCUGCGAGGGCUGCCAGCGGCCCAUCUCGGACCGGUUCCUGAUGCGGGUGAACGAGUCCUCCUGGCACGAGGAGUGCCUACAGUGCGCCGCUUGCCAGCAGGCGCUCACCACCAGCUGCUACUUCCGGGACCGCAAGCUCUACUGCAAGCAGGACUACCAACAGCUGUUUGCCGCCAAGUGCAGCGGCUGCAUGGAGAAGAUCGCCCCGACGGAGUUCGUGAUGCGAGCCCUGGAGUGUGUGUAUCACCUCAGCUGCUUCUGCUGCUGCGUGUGCGAGCGCCAGCUGAGGAAAGGGGAUGAGUUUGUCCUCAAGGAAGGGCAGCUGCUCUGCAAAAGUGACUACGAAAAAGAGAAGGACUUGUUGAGCUCGGUCAGCCCAGACGACUCAGACUCAGUUAAAAGUGAUGAUGAAGAUGGAGAUGUUAAGCCCACCAAAGGCCAAGUAACCCAAGGAAAAGGAAGUGAUGAUGGGAAGGACCCAAGAAGACCUAAACGACCAAGGACAAUACUUACUACACAGCAGAGAAGAGCAUUCAAAGCAUCCUUUGAAGUGUCUUCCAAGCCCUGUAGAAAGGUCAGAGAAACACUAGCAGCUGAAACAGGGCUCAGCGUGCGAGUCGUCCAGGUCUGGUUUCAAAACCAAAGAGCAAAGAUGAAAAAGCUGGCACGAAGGCAUCAGCAGCAGCAGGAGCAACAGAACUCGCAGCGACUAGGACAAGAAGUAAUGUCCAACCGAAUGGAAGGGAUGAUGACAUCUUACACACCACUUGCACCACCACAGCAGCAGAUUGUAGCAAUGGAGCAAAGCAGUUAUGGCACAGACCCGUUUCAGCAGGGUCUUACCCCUCCACAAAUGCCAGGCGACCACAUGAACCCCUAUGGAAAUGACUCCAUUUUUCAUGAUAUCGACAGUGAUACCUCUUUAACUAGCUUGAGCGACUGUUUUCUUGCCUCUUCUGAAGUUAACUCCAUGCAGGCUAGAGUAGGAAACCCCAUUGACAGGCUGUACUCUAUGCAGAGCUCCUAUUUCGCCUCAUGAAAAUAAGGAAAAAACAGCCGGCGUGUGUUUAGCCAGUGACUUUUCCAGUGCAGACUCUACAGCCAUAUGUUGCCCAGCUCUUCCUUCACAGUGACUCUGCUGCCUCUGGACUGCAAAGAGCAUUUUUUUAGGAAGACUGUCUCUGUUUGCAUAUAUGUGUAUGUAUGUAUAUAUACUUUAAUACCUACCUACCUACAUACAUAUAUAGAGAAACAAAACACAUCCACCCGUCCCAUACCCUUGAUUCCCAGCCUGCACCAGACCACGAGACAAGCACGGAAGGAACGGAAGAACCUGCUCGUCCUCAGCCUUUGAUUUGGUUUGGUUUGAGCUCGUCAUCUUAAAGGAAAUGGAUUUUGUGGAAAGCUAGACCUUUUCCUUCUUUCUCUCUUCCUUUCUUUUGGAUGUUUAAACUUUUUUUUUUUUUUAAAGCCGCUGAUACUGACAUCAGUUAACCAUAUGACAAAUAAAUCAAAGAAACUGGA